AUGAAGAGAAGACGGCAAACCCAACGGGGCAAGAAGUGGGAUCACCUCCGAACAGCCGAGCCUGUGAUCAUACCGAACCACAUGAUGCGCUAUGCAGACUCGACCUCGCCGUGGACGAACUACGUCCAGGCCUCAAAGUACGGCCGAAUACCUGGCGAGAGGUCGCAGCACGUUGACUCGGAGAAGCUUGACGAGUUAAUGCCCGGGUUCAAUGACGAACGUGUCCCUCAUCUAUCAGACACCAUGGAGCAGCGGAUACAGAGGAGCAGGAGGAAGGCACUGCACGAGCAGGUAUGGCGCCUGCUUCUUAACAACCCGCUGGUGCCUGCUCUGCUGAGGCUGUUCGUCCUGGUGACAUCGGCCAUCUCGCUCGCGUUUUCGGGCAAUCUCUGGCUGCUGUACAGCGGUAGGGAAGGCGGGCCUGGGGCGACACUCCGCUCUCAAUGGAUCGUGGCGAUCGUGGUGGAUUGUAUUGUCAUGCCAUAUGUGUGUUAUAUGACUUGGGAUGAGUACCAAGGCCUGCAGCUGGGAUUGCGAUCGCCCAUGGAGAAGGUGUCGCUCACGCUGAUGGAUCUGUUCUUCAUCAUAUUCAAGUCGGCGAGCACCACACUGGCUUUCGACUCUCUGAAUAUCAACAACAGUCCCAGGGACCAGAAUGUCAAGAUGAAGGCCCUGGCUUCAUUCCUGCUACUUGGCCUGUUCGGGUGGAUACUGAACUUCUCAGUGAAUGUGUUUAGGUUGGUCCGCAGACUAGGAGGAGAAGAGGAUAGGAGACCGCUCUCUUAG
Diaporthe amygdali is the source of this 786-nucleotide messenger RNA. RefSeq lists its product as uncharacterized. Gene Ontology annotation, cellular component: cell periphery; fungal-type vacuole. Lineage: Eukaryota; Fungi; Ascomycota; Sordariomycetes; Diaporthales; Diaporthaceae. Bases 1 to 786 code for a protein of 261 amino acids. The record is from RefSeq and is a predicted model, not a curated record. The transcript has a single exon. Gene Ontology annotation, biological process: positive regulation of catalytic activity.